Caenorhabditis briggsae is the source of this 891-nucleotide messenger RNA. Bases 1 to 891 code for a protein of 296 amino acids. The transcript has 7 exons. The record is from RefSeq and is a predicted model, not a curated record. NCBI's taxonomy places the organism in Eukaryota, Metazoa, Nematoda, Chromadorea, Rhabditida, Rhabditidae. Gene Ontology annotation, cellular component: nucleus. Gene Ontology annotation, molecular function: zinc ion binding.
AUGGAGGUCGACUCGGCCAACAAUCGGCAUGCUGCAGUUUUAAAACGAAAAGCCACCGACUCGAUCAACGAAGUUCUCUCAUUUGGCCAAUCUUCGAGUAGUCCACAAAAACGGACUAAAAAGACGCCUCUUCACAAAAUUCGGGACGUUGAAGCUUAUAAAAAGAUCAUCAAAACAUACAAGGCUCCUACGUGGUUCGGAUGCGCUGUAUCGCCUCGCGACCUCGCCGAUUACGGAUGGGAGUGUGUCAAGAAAGAUUGUGUAAAAUGUGUGGAAUGCGAGGAAUUACUGUGCACAUCUCUUCCAAAUAUUUGCAAAGUAUCAUUCAAUGUCUACAACUCGAGGCUCCAAGAAAUCCACGAUCAAUUGUCGUCAGCUCACAGAACAACGUGCAAACUCCGAACGGGUGCCCCUCCAAUCCGGUUUACAGAACCUACAUCGAAAGAAAUUAUGAGCGGAAUUCAGAGUAGGCUCUCCGAUAGUAAGAGCAUCGAGGAUGAUGACUUCGUUGUGCACAUUCCUUCAGAUGUCAAUCUCCCGAAAUUGGAAGGAAUCUCGGACCGGCUUAUGUAUGUGGCUGCUCUUGGCUGGCACGUCACCAAACCAAGACGGGGCACCCUCAUGUUUGGCUGCGACUAUUGCGCCAGAGAAUUAGCUAUUCGAUGUGGAAACGGUUUCGAUCCGAUUCACAACCACGAGCGUUGGUGUCCAAGAAUCGACAUGGAUGAGCACGGCGAACCAAGUUGGCAAUCUGACAUCAGUAUCGUAUUGAACACGAAGAAUCGCGUCAGCCAUAGAUAUUCCGGAUCGUCAAUUUUCAAGGAGGCCUACGCUGCUCGUCGCCUGAUCGAUAGCUCGCUUUCGACAAUCAUCAGUCCCAACCUCCUUUAA